GGUUCCCUUCUGCACAGGCGCAGAAGCUCCUGCGUGUGGAAGCUGCGGCCCGGCGGGCGGGUAAAUAACAGAUGCGGGUAAAAGAUCCAUCAAAAGAUCUACCUGAGAAAGGCAAAAGAAAUAAAAGACCACUGCUACCUCAUGAUGAAGAUUCUUCAGAUGACAUUGCUGUAGGUCUAACGUGCCAGCACGUCAGUUAUGCUGUCAGUGUGAAUCAUGUGAAGAAGGCAGUAGCUGAGACUCUGUGGUCAGUUUGUUCAGAGUGUUUGAAAGAGAGAAGAUUCUGUGAUGGACAGCCAGUACUGCCUUCUGAUGUUUGGUUGUGCCUCAAGUGUGGUUUUCAGGGAUGCGGUAAAAACUCAGAAAGCCAGCAUUCACUGAGACACUUCAAGAGUUCUGGGACAGAGUCCCAUUGUGUUGUCAUUAGCCUGAGUACAUGGGUCAUAUGGUGUUAUGAAUGUAAUGAAAAAUUAUCGACGCAUUGCAACAAGAAAGUUUUGGCUCAAAUAGUUGAUUUUCUCCAGAAACAUGUUUUUAAAACACAAACAGGUGCAUUUUCUAGAAUCAUAAAACUUUGUGAAGAAAAACGUGAAGCAGGCGAAAUAAAGAAGGGGAAGAAAGGCUGCGCUGUGCCAUCUGUCAAAGGAAUUACAAACUUAGGAAAUACUUGCUUUUUUAAUGCAGUCAUUCAGAACUUGGCUCAGACUUACAUUCUUUUUGAACUGAUGAACGAGAUAAAAGAAGAUGGCACCAAAUUCAAGAUUUCUCUUUCGUCAGCUCCACAGCUGGAGCCGUUAGUGGUGGAACUCUCCAGCCCAGGACCACUGACUUCAGCCUUGUUCCUGUUUCUUCACAGCAUGAAGGAGGCUGAAAAAGGACCGCUUUCUCCUAAAGUUCUUUUCAACCAGCUUUGUCAGAAGGCUCCGCGGUUUAAAGGUUCCCAGCAGCAGGACAGCCAGGAGCUUCUGCACCAUCUGCUGGAUGCAGUGAGGACCGAGGAGACCAAGAGGAUACAAGCUAGCAUUCUAAAAGCAUUCAACAACCCAACUACCAAGACUGCUGAUGAUGAAACUAGAAAAAAAGUCAAAGCCUAUGGAAAGGAAGGUGUGAAGAUGAACUUCAUAGAUCGCAUCUUUAUUGGCGAAUUAACUAGCACAGUCAUGUGUGAAGAAUGUGCGAACAUCUCUACUAUGAAGGAUCCCUUCAUUGAUAUCUCACUUCCUAUCAUAGAAGAAAGGGUUUCAAAACCUGUACUUUUGGGGAAAAUGAGUAAAUGCAGAAGUUUACAAGAAACAGACCAAGAUCAUAACAAGGGCACCGUGACUGUAGAAAAUGCCCAUCAACCUAGAGCUGCCAGGAAGCACUCCUCACCUAGAGACAAGAAUCAACUAAGUCAUGACAGAAAACAUUUAAGGAAAUGGCCAUCUGAAGAAGAGAAAACUGUUGUCACAUACCCGAAGAAUGACAACUUGGAAGCCAGCCCGCCUGCCAGCACCCUCGGCACUGAGGCUUCGCUGAAUGAGAGCCCCACCGACGGCAGCGAGAGAGACGCCAGCGUAGACAGCAGCGUGGAUGCUGACAGCGAGGCUUCGGAGCCCGAGGGCGCCUCCAAGCCGCCGCCGGCUGUGCUGCUCCGGGCCAGGGGCGAUUCCUGCGGGCACACGGAGCAGCACCCACACCUCCCACUGGCAAGUGAAUUGCCGCACGCCCAGGAGACGCUCGGUGGCGAGGAGGAAAUGGCGGAAGCGAUUGCUGAACUUCAUUUGAGCGGCACUGUAACUGGAAAUAGAGAUUUCCACAGGGAAAAACAGCCACUAAAUGUCCCAAAUAAUUUGUGUUUUUCAGAGGGAAAACAUACGAGGCUUCACAGUGCCCAAAAUGCUUUUCAGACUCUUUCUCAGAGUUAUGUAACUACUUCUAAGGAAUGCUCAGUCCAGUCCUGUCUCUACCAGUUCACAUCCAUGGAGUUACUCAUGGGCAACAAUAAGCUGCUCUGUGAGGACUGUACUGAAAAGAGACGGAAGUGCCAAAAAGAAACCAGCUUUGCAGAAAAGAAAGCAGGAGGAGUUUAUACUAAUGCCAGGAAGCAACUCCUCAUAUCUGCUGUUCCCGCUAUCCUAAUCCUUCAUCUUAAAAGAUUCCACCAGGCUGGUUUGAGUCUUCGUAAAGUAAACAGACAUGUAGACUUUCCGCUUACCCUUGACUUAGCACCAUUCUGUGCGGCUACCUGUAAGAAUAUAAGUGUCGGGGAGAAGGUUCUCUAUGGUCUCUACGGUAUAGUGGAGCACAGCGGCUCCAUGAGAGGAGGCCACUACACUGCUUACGUGAAAGUGAGAGUACCCUCCAGGAAGCUGUCCGAGUGCAUCACCGGGAGGAAGAGUGCCGCAGGUUUGAAAGAACCUGAUAGUGAAUUGGGAGGCCACUGGGUCCACGUCAGCGACACUUAUGUGCAGGUGGUUCCAGAGUCAAGAGCACUGAGUGCACAAGCUUAUCUCCUUUUUUAUGAAAGAAUAUUAUAAUAUCUGUUCAUUGUUGUUUAGUUCAUUUUUAUUUUAAGGCUGAAGUCGUAACCAUAAUAUGUAACGUGCCUUUGUGGUCUUUAGGAAUAGCGUAUCCUUCCAGUGUUAUUUAACUCUUUCAAUAUGUGGUGAAUCCUUGAAAGAAAAUUAAUUAAUGUGACAGGCAGUUGUGCACGCCUUUAAUUCCAGCACUUGGGAGGCAGAGGAAGACAGAUCUCUGUUUGAGGCCAACUAGGGCUAUUCAAUAAAACCUUGUCUUGAAAUAUUAAACAAAAAAUUAAUUAAUGCU
Molecule: messenger RNA, 2808 nt
Organism: Mus pahari (shrew mouse)
Lineage: Eukaryota; Metazoa; Chordata; Mammalia; Rodentia; Muridae
Gene: Usp45
Product: ubiquitin specific peptidase 45
Exons: 18
Coding region: 72-2519 (815 amino acids)
Biological process (GO): protein deubiquitination
Molecular function (GO): zinc ion binding; cysteine-type deubiquitinase activity
Source: RefSeq, a predicted model, not a curated record